Molecule: messenger RNA, 2574 nt
Organism: Esox lucius (northern pike)
Lineage: Eukaryota; Metazoa; Chordata; Actinopteri; Esociformes; Esocidae
Product: protocadherin beta-15-like
Exons: 1
Coding region: 130-2574 (814 amino acids)
Biological process (GO): homophilic cell-cell adhesion
Cellular component (GO): plasma membrane
Molecular function (GO): calcium ion binding
Source: RefSeq, a predicted model, not a curated record
CGUCCUGAUUUGACAUAGGCUUAGUAAGUAUUUACGUCGGUAUUACUCUUUUAUGGGAUUCGUGUUUAAUUUCGGUGUUAAACAACUAUUUCCACUUUACUUAUUGGAGUGCAUGUGCCAUUUGAGAAAAUGGAGUGCAGGGGAUUACCAUUGUAUGUGUCGAUGCUCUUUUUGAUAUUCCUUAUUUUCGUUGUGGGCACUAGCCAGGAAGAAAUUAGAUAUUCGAUACCGGAGGAGAUGAAACGUGGAUCUGUUAUCGGAAAUGUAGCUAAAGAUCUCGGACUGGAUGCUGGAACAUUUUCAUCUCGCAAGGCUCGUUUAGAUAUGGAUGGUAGUCGUCAACGUUACUGUGACAUUAAUCUGAAUACCGGAGAUAUAAUUGUUGCUAAAAUAAUAGACCGUGAGGAACUGUGUGGACCGAGGGUUUCCUGUACCUUAAAAUUCGAGCACGUGUUAGAAAAUCCUUUGGAACUGCAUCGAAUAACCGUGCAAAUUCAAGAUAUAAACGACAACUCACCUACAUUUUCUAAUGACCUCAUACAACUGGAAAUCAGGGAAUCAGCGGAUCGAGGAACACGCUAUCUUCUUAGUGAAGCCCAUGAUGCGGAUAUCGGACUGAAUGCAGUUCAAAAAUAUUCACUCGAAACAAACGACCAUUUUGUUUUAGGUGUUCAUACGAACCCAGAUGGAGGCAAAUACAGUGAGUUGGUAUUAGAAAAAGAGUUAGAUCGAGAACGAAAACAGGACGUGACAUUGUUACUUACAGCGGUUGAUGGUGGAACUCCACAGAGAUCUGGUACAGUAGUUAUACACGUCACUGUUCUAGAUGCUAACGAUAAUAGACCAGUGUUUAGUCAGAACGUAUAUAAGGUCAGUCUACCUGAAAAUUGUCCGUUAGGUACAAUAGUAAGUAAAGUGACCGCUGUUGAUGCAGACGAGGGACCCAAUGGCGAUGUAACCUAUGAAAUCAGUCGUAUUGGAAACAAAGCAGGGAAACUGUUUUCUAUUAAUGAGACAACCGGAGAAAUAAAAGUAAUUGGCCCCAUAGAUUUUGAAGAAGAAUCGUAUUAUGAAAUGAGUGUGCAAGCAAAAGAUGGGUUAGGGUUAGCUUCAAAUUGUAAAGUUAUUAUUGAAAUCACUGAUGUGAAUGAUAAUGCACCAAUGCUAUUUAUCAAAUCUCUGUCCAAUCCCAUCCCCGAGAACGUGUUACCUGGCACAGAGGUGGGCAUCAUUAACAUACAGGAUGAUGACUCUGAGAGGAAUAGACAGGUUUGUUGCUCCAUUCAACAAAAUGUUCCCUUUAAAUUACAUCCCUCAAUCAAAAACUAUUAUUCUCUGGUAACAACUAGUGAACUAGACCGAGAGAUAAUAUCAGAUUAUAACAUAACUAUCACUGCCACUGACGAGGGGUCUCCACCCUUAUCCUCCUCCAAGACCAUUCAUUUAUCUGUGUCAGACGUGAAUGACAACCCACCUGUGUUUGAAGAACAAUCCUACAGCGCCUAUGUGACUGAAAAUAACAAGCCAGGCUCCUCUAUGUGUUCAGUUACUGCCAGAGACCCAGACUGGAGACAGAACGGCACAGUGGUCUAUUCUCUAUUGCCCAGUGAGGUCAACGGUGUUCCGGUGUCAUCCUUUUUAUCCAUUAACGGAGACACAGGGGUUAUCCAUGCUGUGAGAGCAUUUGAUUAUGAGCAGUUUAGGAGCUUCAAAGUCCACGUUGUAGCCAGAGACAAUGGUUCUCCUCCACUCAGCAGUAAUGUGACUGUGAGUGUCUUCAUAACAGAUGAGAAUGAUAACUCUCCCCAGAUAUUAUAUCCUGCUCCAGCAGGAAACUCCUUGAUGACUGAGAUGGUCCCCAAAGCUGCUCUGGCAGGGUCCCUGGUUUCCAAGGUGAUAGCUGUGGAUGCUGACUCUGGACAGAACGCGUGGCUUUCAUAUCAGAUUGUAAAAUCGACUGAUCUGGGACUUUUCACUAUUGGUCUCCACAGUGGAGAGAUCAGGGCACAGCGGGACAUUACUGAAUCUGACAGUAUGAAGCAGAACCUUGUUAUAUCAGUGAAAGAUAACGGACAGCCCUCUCUCUCUACAACCUGUGAUGUAUAUUUACUCAUAUCAGACAACUUGGCUGAAGUUCCAGAACUGAAAGACAUUUCUCAUGAAGAUAGUUCCAAACUAACUUCCUAUUUGAUCAUUGCACUGGUUUCUGUCUCCACCUUUUUCCUGACUUUCAUUAUUCUCAUCCUGGCCGUGAAGUUCUGUCAUAUGACAAAGCCUAGAAUGUUGUUUGAUGGGGCAGUCGCCAUUCCCAGCGCGUAUUUCCCUCCCAACUAUGCAGAUGUGGAUGGAACUGGAACUCUGCGUAGUUCUUACAAUUAUGACGCUUACCUGACAACCGGUUCACGUACCAGCGACUUUAAGUUUGUCAGAUCUUACAAUGAUGGUACGAUGCCUUCUGAUCAUUCUUUGAAGAGGAACCCAGACCAGUUAUUAGAAGGAAGCAUCCUCACUCUCAACACUUCAGGAGAGUCUAAAGAGGUAAGACUGCAACAUAAACUCGUCGUUAGCGGUUAA